AUGUGUGCUAGAUUCUUAUAUCAUGGAUCUAUUGCUGAGAAGAAGCUCCAUCUUAUAUCCUGGAAGAAUACUACCAUGCCUUAUUGCUUGGGGGGUCUUGGCAUCCCUGACAUCAAAUCCAUGUAUUUUGGGUUUGCUAGCACUUUUCUUUGGAGAUUCUACUUAUUUAAUACUCCCCUUAAUAGCUGGUACAAGUUGAAAUUUGAUUCACCUUUUAAACCCAUUAGUUCUAAGGCCUCCCCUUACUGGAAACUUAUUUGCUCUACUGCUAUUUCUAUUAAGAACUCUCUGAAAUUUCAUGUUACUGAUUCGGAAUACUCCCUGUCUCUCAAUUGGGACCCUUGGGUGAAUGGGCAAUCUCUAGCUGAUCUUAAUUUGCAUUGUUUCCCGCCUGACAUGAUGGUGUGCAACCUGGUGGCUAAUGGCGUUUGGGAUUUGAGAAAUGUUCCUGUUCAUCUGCAACAACUUUUUAACUCUAUGCCGAUUCAGGUGGGAGGAAAUGUGAUUUCCUGGACUGGUAAAGGUGUACCUAAUUUCAAAACUUUUUCUAGGAAAUUUUUUGGGGACAUUUCUGAUGUCCCUUGGCACAUUUAUAUUUGGCAUAAGCAUUUUGCCAUCCGCUACUCUUCAUACGCCUGGCUUGCCAUUAAUGGGGGACUUAAAACUGCUGAUGUUUUAGCUGCUAGAAGGAUUCAUAUUAACACUCGUUGUUACUUUUGCCAUAAUGAAGAUGAAUCCACCUCCCACCUGUUUUUUCAAUGCCCAUUCUCUUUCUCGGUCUUACACGCAUUGAUCCCCGAUGUGGGAUGUUUCCUUCUUAGGCCUACCAUUAUGCAACUCUUUGAAUUUUAUGAGGAUUAUCAAGUUUUUGGUGCUGCUGAACGAAAUUUCUGCUACCUCUCUACUUGCUGUAUGGUUUAUUUCCUUUGGAGGGAGAGGAAUGAUAGGAGGUAUGGUGGCAUGUUUACAAACCACUUUCCCCAACUGUUUUUCUGGGGGCUUUUACCAACAGGCAGAGAAUUUUUGAUGUCCCAUGGCAAUGAUGAUUUGGUACACUUCCCUGGACGGCCUUCGUCUGCCACUGAUGCUGCUUUCCCCUUUUUGGCUGUUGACUUGGUCUGGUACUUCGUCGGCAACCGGGAAGACAUUCGGGCUCCUUUUGGUGUUGAACAUUUUGUUCAGCUAGUUUUUUAG
Molecule: messenger RNA, 1194 nt
Organism: Dendrobium catenatum
Lineage: Eukaryota; Viridiplantae; Streptophyta; Magnoliopsida; Asparagales; Orchidaceae
Exons: 2
Coding region: 1-1194 (397 amino acids)
Source: RefSeq, a predicted model, not a curated record